AUGGUGGUCGCCGAGGGAAACGGUUCACAGCCCUACAAAACUGAUAAGGAAGAAAAACCCACCACUUCCGCUACGAAUAAAGGUAGUAAACAAGAUAACAGUUCUGGCUCUAAAAGUAUUAGGAAAAUAACCGAAGAAAGUGAUAACAGGCAACGUGAUGAUGAUUUUGAUUAUAGUGAUCACAGUGAUCAUGAUCGUUAUAAAUCUGAAUCACGGAGACAUAGUAGUAGUAGCAUUCGUUCUUCUGAAGAUCAUUAUGAAUCUCGCUCAAGUCACUAUCAUCCAAGAAAAAAUAGAGAUCGUGAACAUCGAAGAGAUAGAAGCAGAAAUGAUCACGGUCGUCAGCUUCAUUAUGAUCGAUAUGUUCCGAGUAGAUCGAGCUAUCAUAGACACUCUGAUAGUGAUCGGGAAGAUUAUGAUCGUUACGAUGAUGAUAGGUUCAGAGAUCGAAAGCGUGCUAGGACUUGGUCACGUCGUUCUUCGGAUAGUGAAGAAGAAAUUGAGCGGAAACGAAGUGGCAGCGGUAGACGUCGCCGAUCUUUGGACAGGAACGAUGAACCGGAAGGGAGGAGAUGGUCAUAUAAUAGUUUUGAAGAUCCAUAUCAAGCAGCAAGUAAAUAUAUAGACACUGAAUUUUACACCAAAAAAAUUUAUGUUGGUGAGCUUAAAGAUGUUACCGAACGUACUUUACACAUGGCUUUUGAACGAUUCGGUGAUAUAGAAAAGAUUGACAUGAUUCCUGAAAGAGGUAUCGCGUUCAUUGAUUUCGAUUCCGAAGAAACUGCUACCGAGGCCCGUCGUAAAAUGAAUGGAACAUUAUUAGGUUCAGGUUGUAUACAAGUAAAUCGGGCUAAAAGACCGGAAAGAAAUGCAAAUGGAUUUGGAAAUGUUCCUUGGAGUGAUGCAGAUGGUGCAGUUGCUAAGCAGAAUGAUAUUAAGCCAAUUACAUACGAAAUUCAAUAUUCGUUUCCAAAAACUUCAUAUGUGAAUGAUCCAUCUGAUUAUACUACAACUGUUAAUAGAUCAGUCUCCAUUCCGCCUUCACAACUACCAUUAGAUCCAAGAGCACAAGGGCAUAAACGUAAAAUAAUAGCUUACGAUGAUCUUUAA
Messenger RNA from Funneliformis mosseae, 1110 nucleotides. Lineage: Eukaryota; Fungi; Glomeromycota; Glomeromycetes; Glomerales; Glomeraceae. The record is from the annotation of a GenBank genome assembly.